AUGGAACAGAAAGCGCUCAGGAUCGAAUGUUCAAUGUACAUCGACACUUCCAGAAAAUCAGAGCAUGGAACAGAGUCGCUGAGAAAGGAUGUGGCCUGUAAAACAUGGCGACACGAUAAAACGCGGACCGGUACCGUUGAGAUGUCCCGACUUCUUCUCACACUAAAUCCAUUUGGGCAGAGGUACUAUCCAAGCUUCACACCGAUACUUGCACUGGAAUAUGGCUCCAAGGGAGCAAUGGAAACGAAGACUGGUAUCAGAAUACAGUCGAACCGCCGCGGCUCACUAGUUACCGUUGUUGCAAGUCAGCGGUUCCCGACUCCUCACUUUCUUGUGGAUCGAAGCCUAAAUAAGCUACCGCACUCCCGGUGCUAUACAACGUCGUCCCCGACAAAGCGGAACCGUGCAAUUAGACAUGUAUGGCACAUCGACGUUCGCCGUCGAGGUUUAAGUCCUGCAGACUGUACGAGCACCAUACACCCUGUCUAUCCGGCAUCGGAUAGCCCUGUAUUACUGAAUAUCGCCUGUGACUCCAACGGCAAGUUCAAAAAAUUGUCCACGAAGGUGUCGAGAGAAUUCACUGUCCCGGCGAGCCAAGCCAAUGCAAGCUGCGCAUGUGAGCAACCAAUGCGUUCCCGCGGACCGCCGCCUUCUGAAUGUCGUCAGAUCACAAGUUACGCUGGAGGAGAGACGGAACUCCUGAAGUUUGUCUAA
Fomitiporia mediterranea MF3/22 is the source of this 714-nucleotide messenger RNA. RefSeq lists its product as uncharacterized. The record is from RefSeq and is a predicted model, not a curated record. Lineage: Eukaryota; Fungi; Basidiomycota; Agaricomycetes; Hymenochaetales; Hymenochaetaceae. The transcript has 4 exons. The coding region runs from base 1 to 714 and encodes 237 amino acids.